CUUAUCCUCAUCAAUCAGGAAACAAGAUAUGCUAUGGUCAAAUUAAAAAGAAAUCUUGUGAAGUUGAAUUUUACAAAAUCACUCCAUUAGACCUUAAAGCCAAUGAAGAUUUAUUGGAUGUAACUCCUACUCAUAUUGUAACAGAUAAAUUUUUGUUUAAAUUUGUUUAA
Racocetra persica is the source of this 170-nucleotide messenger RNA. NCBI's taxonomy places the organism in Eukaryota, Fungi, Glomeromycota, Glomeromycetes, Diversisporales, Gigasporaceae. The record is from the annotation of a GenBank genome assembly.